CGAAUUGACCAAUCAGUUUACCACUUGGCUGUUUGUUUGAGCUUAUCGCGGGGCUGGGGCAAGACCGUUUUAUAUCUUUGGUAUUAAUUCUGCGGUCAAGAUUCAUCAUAUGUUUCACAUGGACGGCUAUGAUGAGGUUUCUUCAACUCAUAGCUCAUCUCUGUUGGUAACAUAUUAAAAAAAUGAAUUAGACCCCUUAUAAGCAAAGAAAAUUAGUAUAGGAGCCAUCGGUAGCAAGGACAAGAAGAGCCAUGGUAUUGAAACUCGUGUUUCUCAUUUCUCUCUUAGUUACCCUAGCAAAUUCCCAUGAUUUCAGUGUUACCUACAAUGGCUUCAGAUCCACUGAUCUCAACCUUGAUGGUAUAGCUGCAAUCACCCCUAGUGGUCUUUUAAGGCUUACUAAUAAUACCAAACAGGAAAAAGGGCAUGCCUUUUAUCCGAACCCAAUAGAAUUCAAGAAUUCCCCAAAUGGGUCUGCUUUCUCUUUCUCUACUACCUUUGUUUUUGCUAUUGUAUCCGAAUUUCCAACUCUUAGCGGCCAUGGAAUUGCUUUCGUGAUUUCACCAACUAGAGGCCGUCCUGGAUCUCUUCAAAGCCAGUAUCUUGGUCUGUUCAACGAAUCCAAUGACGGUAAUGAUACUAAUCAUGUUCUUGCAGUGGAGCUUGACACAAUCACCAGCAAUGAAUUCGGUGAUAUCAAUGAUAAUCAUGUGGGUAUUGAUAUUAAUGGGUUAAGAUCUAAAUUAGCUGCUCCGGCUGGGUAUUAUGCUAAUUCUGGAGGUAAGUUUACUAAUUUAACUCUAAUUAGUGGCCAGCCAAUGGAAAUUUGGGUUGAUUAUGAUGGUUUAGAUAAGAAAAUUAAUGUCACUUUAGCCCCAAUUAACUUGGUUAAACCCAAUUCUCCACUUUUGUCUUUACAUUAUGAUUUGUCGCCAGUUUUGCAAGAUUCCAUGUUUGUUGGUUUCUCAUCAUCUACUGGUUCUGUUCUAACAUCUCAUUACGUAUUGGGUUGGAGUUAUAAAAUGAAUGGGCAAGCUCAAGCUCUAAAUCUUUCUCAACUUCCAAAGCUUCCAAGAAUUGGACCUAAAAAAAGAUCAAAAUUUUUAACCAUUGGCGUGCCUAUAAUUGCUUUAAGUUUGGUUUUGAUAGCAAUUUUAGGUGUGGUUUAUUUCAUAAGAAGGAAAAAGAAGUUUGCAGAAGUUCUGGAAGACUGGGAACUUGAUUAUGGGCCUCAUAGAUUCAAAUACAAAGAUUUGUAUAUUUCCACUAAAGGAUUUAGGGAAAAAGAAUUAUUGGGUAGUGGUGGAUUUGGUAGGGUCUAUAGAGGAGUGUUACCAAGUUCAAAGAUUGAAAUUGCAGUAAAAAAAGUGUCUCAUCAAACAAGACAAGGAAUGAAGGUGUUUGUAGCUGAAAUUGUUAGCAUUGGCAGGCUUCGCCACAGGAACUUAGUCAGUCUUUUAGGGUAUUGCAGGCGAAAAGACGAAUUACUGCUGGUUUAUGACUAUAUGCCUAAUGGAAGUCUUGAUAGGUAUAUUUAUAAUCAACCAAAGGUAACUCUAAGUUGGAGUCAAAGAUUUAGAGUUAUUAAAGGUGUAGCAGCAGGGCUAUUUUAUUUGCAUGAAGAAUGGGAACAAGUUGUUAUUCACAGAGAUGUUAAAGCUAGUAAUGUGUUAUUAGAUGGUGAAUUAAAUGGAAGAUUGGGAGAUUUUGGGCUUGCAAGAUUAUAUGAUCACGGAACAGAUCCUCAAACAACUCAUGUUGUUGGUACACUUGGUUAUCUUGCACCUGAGCACACUAGAACAGGGAAAGCUACAACAAAAACUGAUGUUUUUGCUUUUGGAGCAUUUAUGCUUGAGGUUUGUUGUGGUAAAAGGCCAAUAGAGAGAAUGGAGGAUGAAGAAGAUAUAAUUUUGCUUGAUUGGGUGUUUUCUUAUUGGGUUAGAGGUGAAAUUAUUGACGCUAGAGAUACAAAUUUGGGUGCAGAGUAUGUGGAAGAAGAAGUUGAGUUGGUUUUAAAACUUGGUUUGUUAUGCUCUCAUGUAGACCCUGAAGUGAGGCCAAGUAUGCGCCAAGUUGUGAGGUUUUUAGAAAGGGAAAUUCCUGUACCGGAGCUAUCAUCGGUUGGCGUCUCGGCGUGUGGACUGUCCUUUAGAUAUCGUGAAGGUUUUGAUGAUUUUGUUAUAUCUUGUCCGACUUCGAUGGAUAAGGCUUUCUCACGUUCAUCUUCUGUAGCAGAGUCUCUUCUUUCCGGAGGACGCUGAUUUUUUUUGUUUUUUUUCCUUUUUUCCUGUGUACUUGUUGAUAAUAGAGUUGUUAUUUACUUAUUUAUUUUUUCGAAAAUGGUUACAAUUGACUUAUAAUAAUAAAAUAAUAGUGGGUUGGAUAAAUGUUUAGGAUA
Messenger RNA from Jatropha curcas, 2398 nucleotides. RefSeq names its product L-type lectin-domain containing receptor kinase IV.1. Gene Ontology annotation, molecular function: ATP binding; carbohydrate binding; protein kinase activity. Gene Ontology annotation, biological process: protein phosphorylation. The record is from RefSeq and is a predicted model, not a curated record. Lineage: Eukaryota; Viridiplantae; Streptophyta; Magnoliopsida; Malpighiales; Euphorbiaceae.